This is a messenger RNA of Phyllopteryx taeniolatus (common seadragon), 5773 nucleotides long. RefSeq names its product retinoblastoma binding protein 6 (gene rbbp6). The coding region runs from base 371 to 5386 and encodes 1671 amino acids. Gene Ontology annotation, molecular function: nucleic acid binding; zinc ion binding; ubiquitin protein ligase activity. The transcript has 19 exons. The record is from RefSeq and is a predicted model, not a curated record. Lineage: Eukaryota; Metazoa; Chordata; Actinopteri; Syngnathiformes; Syngnathidae. Gene Ontology annotation, cellular component: nucleus. Gene Ontology annotation, biological process: ubiquitin-dependent protein catabolic process; protein ubiquitination; mRNA processing.
AGGACGUUCUCUAUAACGCCUACGUGUUCGGGGCUGACUUGAACGCAGCAUCAACCGGCUCUUUGCUGACGAGCUGUCGCCUUUCGAAACAGCUGGUAGUUUGUCAGCCAGCAACUCGUCUCGAGAGCCACAUUUAGAGCGUCGAAAGCACAAAUUGGACUCGAAAGCGACUGACUCAGCCUCGCCUUAACUCCCUGCUGGGGUUCUACCGUGGCUUGGGAGAUGCCAUGCCUUAAUGUCUACUUUGCCAGGCACUUGUUAGCAAGGGACAAGUGAAGCUCCGGGCAGCUAACUUUAGCUAGGCUAAUUUACGAGCACGCGUGGGGGGGGUUUCCUGUCUGUGAGGUUGAAGCGACUGCUGAGUGGCAACAUGACUCAUAUACAUUAUAAAUUCUCCUCCAAACUCAGCUACGCCACGGUGGUGUUUGACGGGCCGCACGUCACGCUGACGGACCUAAAGGAGCAGAUCAUGGGCAGGGAGAGGCUGCGAGCCGGCGACUGCGACCUGCAGAUUACCGACGCGCAAACCAAAGAAGAGUACACAAAUGAGGAAGGGCUCAUCCCCAAAGGCUCGUCAGUGAUUGUCAGGAGGGUGCCAAAUAUGAGAGUCAAGAGUUUCUCUGUCAAAAAGACUCAAAACACUGAGCGCUCUGAUGCCCACUGCCACUUCUCCACUGGAGCCAUCAAAGCAAUGGAUGACAACAGUUCUUCUAAAACCCUGCCUUUAUUCUCCAAGAUGGUGAACCUGGCAGCUGCUGAUGUGUCAGAAGAGGAUAAGAUCAAAGUGGUAAUGAACCAGUCCUCGUACAACCCCAUGACUUACAACAAAAAGUUUGGUGGGAUGCUCCCUGCUAACUACACCUGUUAUCGCUGUGGAAACACUGGGCAUCAUAUCAGGAAAUGUCCAUCUACUGGGGAUAAAAAUUUCGAUGCGCCAAAGAUAAAGAAGAGCACAGGCAUUCCUCGCUCCUUCAUGGUGGAGGUGGAUGACCCCAACAUUAAGGGAGCUAUGAUGACUAACUGCGGGCGUUUUGCAAUUCCUGCCAUUGACGCUCAGGCGUACGCCAUCGGCAAGAAAGAGAAGCAUCCAUUUUUGCACCAAGAAGAGUGUGAGCCAGUGGAUGAGAAAAUCCCUGUACCUGAGGAGCUCCAAUGUCUGAUCUGUCAUGACCUGCUUGUGGAUUCGGUAGUCAUACCAUGCUGUGGAAACAGUUAUUGUGACGAGUGUAUUCGUACGGCCUUGCUGGACUCAGAAGAACACAUCUGUCCCACCUGUAACCAAGCUGAUGUCUCCCCUGACACAUUGAUAGCCAAUAAAUUCCUCCGUCAGGCUGUAAAUAACUUUAAGAAAGAGAAAGGUGACACCAGGAAUUUGAAAAAGUCUGGCAUCCCUCAGUCACUCACUGCAACACCAACACCAAUCCCUGUUCCUACUCCUUUGACUGUCCAACAACAGAAGAUCCAGCAGUCCACCCCCAGUCAGCAGACUGAUGUUCACGAGUCUGGGGCUCAUCCUGCUUCCAGCCUACCACCGUGUGUUGAAGCUGAAGUAAAAACACAAGAUGUUUCAGUGGCUGAUAUACCUUCUGUGGCUUUCUUAAACAAAGACCCCACAGCUGUUCCAUCACAGCCAAUGAUACUGGUUCACAAUGACCCAGUGCAGAAAUCCUCCUUAGGUCAAACACCAACCAGCUUGCACAGGUCAGCAAGUUCCUUCUCAUCCUCGGUUUUUCCCAUGGGAGUUACAACUGAAAUCCAGCACCUUCCUCCCUCUUCAUCCUCCCAGCCACCUGCUCCUCCACCUUUCUUCCCCAGCCACCACUUCCACUCAUUCCCUCCAGCUCAGCAGUAUCCAAGACACCCACCGGGACACCAAGUGGCCCUACCCAAUUGGACUCACCCAAACCCUCAGGGUGCCCCCCUCCCUCCCCUCAUCUCCUCUUCCUCCCCCUCCAUCCCUCCUCUCAACCAGAGGGACUGGUCCAGCCAUCAUAGACACAGGAGGGAAAGGUCUCCUCGUACACGAUCCAGCUUCAGACGCUCCUCUCGUUCUAAGUCCAAAUCUUCUCGCUCAUCAAGCCAGUCCAGUCGGUCCCGCUCAAGAUCCCAUGGCAGAUCAAGGCCCAGGUCACCAUACUCUCAUCAUAGAGUCCCACACACCCGCACAAAUCCCUCACACUCUUAUAGCUAUGGUUACAAGAGGUCCCACUCACCCACGGCAUCUUCAUCAUCUUCACCCCGGGAGGGUUCUCAUUCUACGUCGCAGUCAGCUCACCGGAAAAAACGCCAUCACAACAAAAAGUCCUCUCAUAGAAGCUACAAAUCCAGGAGACGAGCUGAACACUCACCAGCUUCUUCCAGACAAGCUGAAGGCCCUUCAGGGCAGUGUUAUGCUAAUGAACCAACUAGUAGCCAGGACACAAAUAAUGAUUUCUACCAGCAAUGGAAAAAACAAUACAAAGAGUGGUAUGAGAAGUAUUUCAGCACUUAUGUCAGCCACUACCACCGAUUGCCGCCUUCCCUCCUCUCUCUCCCUCCUCCCCCAAAUCCACCAUGGGCGGACCGAGCAGAGAACCACACAAGCCACAAGUUAGACUCUUUCACUCAUCUCCAACAUACGCGCAGGACUUCGACGCACCCCCACUCCCCUCCAUCUCAAUCGUCCAGCGACAGUCGCUCCAGUCACUCUCAGUCUUCCAGCGAGGGUCGCUCCCCUCCUUCUCGAUCUUCGAGUGUCUGCAGCUACGCUCGCUCGCCCUGUGACACACGCUCGCCACCGUCCGAGAAUACCACCCCUCACAGGGGGAGCGCGAAGAAGGAUGGCCGUAAGCAUGAAGCGACUGCAAAUUCAGAACAGCUUCCUGCCCUCAAAUCUGAACAGGAGAGAAUGAGGAAGUACGAUGAAGUCCCAGAAGACAACACGUGUUCCCCUGAUGCUGCACGCCCAAAAGGCAAGGAGGACAAAAGGAGGCAUCGUCAUACUUGCAGUGACUCAUUGCCAGACAGAGAUGCCUUUGAAUCUGUCCAAAAUCCACUCGCAUCAAAUAAAAAUGAGAGAGAAAAACAACAGAGACCAGAAAGUGAAAGUAAAUGUAAAAAAGGCAAAGAUUCCAUCUCUCGGCGGCUGGAUGAAGAAAGGCGUCAGAAGGUCAAGUCCAGGGAGAAGGCUCACAAAGUGGAAAAAGGCACACACCCUGACGUCUACAAAGCUUCGAAGUCCCACAGAAAGGGUAAAGGAGCAUGCGAGGAGGAAAAUAAAGAAAGUCAUAUCAUAACAACUGAAAGAAGUGGGUACAUACAAACCAACCUUGAAAUCCCCAAGGGUGAAUGUUCUCACACUGUUGAAAAAGAAAAGCAACAAGAGCAGAAGAAAAAGCAAAAGGAACCACUGUCUCCCAGAGUGAAAAACAUCUGGGAGGAAGGAAUGCAGGUGAAACCACAGAAGAAGAUUAGCAUCAACAUCAACCUGGAUGGGAAGAGGCCUGAAGAGAAGACAGCAAUACAGGAAUGGUCUCGUUCAGAGAGGAGUGACGUGAAAGAAAAUGGUGAGAAGUUAGAGGCAGAAAUUCCAAGAACUGCAAAGCAGCAAGCAACUGGACUUCGAGAGCUUCGGGGAGCAGACGAGGUAGACUGCACAGAAUCCAAAAAAGAGGACGAGAGGCAGAAUGUGAAGGAGAAUGAGGAAGAUAAGAGCAUGAAAAAUGAUGACAGAAGAAAAGAGAGGGGGAUUGUGAAGGAGAAUGAGGGGGAUGAGAGAGUGACAAAUGAUGACGAAGAAAAACAGAGGCAGAUAUUGGAGGAGAAUGAGGAUGAGAGAGUGACAAAUGAUGACAGAGAAAAAGAGAGGCACAUUAUGAAGGAGAAUGGGGAGGAUAGGAAAGUGACAAAUGAGGACGGAGAAAAAGAGAGGCAGAUUGUGAAGGAGAAUGAGGAAGAUGAGAGCGUAAGACAUGACAUCGGAAAAGAAAGGGGGGGUGUGAAGGAGAUUGAGGAGGAUGACCGCGUGACAAAUGAUGAAAGAGAAAAAGACAAGUCAGUUGCUACUACUGAAAAGAUGACGACAGAAGAGGAAAAUGGCGAAGAGCUGCCCGAAGAGUCAAAGCCAAAACAAGAGCUAGUGGUGGGAGUGAAGAUGAGUGAUGAAGACACUGCCUCUGUGAUGAUGUCACAUACCAGUGAGAGGCCAAACAUUACAAUGGAGAGUGUCUGCAACACUUCCAUGGUGGACCGCAGGGAAGGUGAGGAAUCUCUGGAGAGGAUAAUCGAGGUAACAACACCUCCACGGGAGCACAAGCACAGUGAAGAGGACACACUUGAAUUUGCACCUCUUUCCAUAUUGGACAAAAAGGACCCUGAAGAGGAUGAACAGGAGGUUCUUCCAGUAGCACCGCCUCCACCACCAGUGACACCAGGCCAACUGGAUGCUCAUGGACAGGAUGAGGAAGAGAGUCAAAGGUCAGAUGAAAUGCAGACAGGUGAGGAAAACAGGGAGAGAAACUCUUGUCUGGCUCUCCCUAGAGGCCAAUACAUAAGUGACACUGAGAUGGAGGGAAACGUUGGCGCCGACAGGCCACAAGAUCAUGAGAAAGAAUGGAAGGGCGAGGAGGACAAGAAAGUAAGCAAUAAGGCAAAAGACGCAGAACAGGAGCUGCUGAUCCUACCAAACCUCCAGUCAUCAAUGACAUCACAUCAUUCUGACAGGAAGGGUGGAGAACAGGAGGUCAAGAUAGAUGCAAGCAAGGAAAGUCAUACAGUCAAUCACAGUGAGUGUAUCAAAAAGCUAUGCGCAAUACUGGAUAUACAAUCAAGCACAACAGAGGAUCCUGACCACAUCUACCAGUAUCACGAUAGUGACAAUACAGAUAGUAAAUCCAGCAACAAAAAUAAUUCUCUCCCUUACCACGUACAACCCUUUGGAAAGCAGCAAAGACCUCCAGAGUCUAGCAGGUCUAGUCUGGCAUUAAAGCACUCUGAUGCGCCUCAGGCCAUCUUGGUGUCCAAGAAUCAGCGUGAACCCAAGCCCCAUGCACUAUCCCCCUACAAACACUCAGACAGAACCACUCUCAAGGUGAGACCCCAGAGCAGAGAGGAGCUAUGGAAAAGGUACAAGCUGGAAAAGCUGUUAAAAGAAAGCCAACACGACCGAGCGGCAAAGGAGCCGGAGCCUGAGAAAGAAGCAGCUCAGCAUAGUACACACGAGGCAAAACCGGAGCGAGCCAGAGGAGAGAAGCCCUCCAGUCACAGCAGCAGCAGCAGCAGCAGCGUGACGAAGAGUGAGCAUGAAAGGAGGCCAAAAAAGCACAAGGACAAACGACACGGAGACACAGAGCUAGAAGAUCUAGAGAGGAAACACAAAAAGUCCAAGAAACAUGAUCACUCUCACUGAAGAGGAAUGCCGCUUCCGUUCCUUUUUUCUCACACAAAAAAGUGCCUGAUAGGAUUAGGUUAUUUUCCUCUUAUCAUGUUAAGAUUGGAUCAGGGUCAUCCAAUAAUGAAAAUGAGCCAAAUACAAAAGUUUAGAUAUUGCUGAAGCUGGAAAAUGUUACAGGUUUAUUUAAUUUGACUCACACUUAGUAGUAGUGCUCAGAGAAUUGCGCUGAAUGGGAUUUGUGAUUAAUUUAUUGUGAUAAUUUAUUAUUAAUUGAACCUCUGUUGCUGGUUUUGUAAAUUUCAUUUCAAAAUGAAUGACAUGCUGCUAAUAGGGUAGGAGUUGCCAGAGAAAUGUUUGUUUCUUCCUGUUUUGCAGGAAAUAAAAAUAAUAAUUACAUAUGCA